AUUAGAGCCCAUAGUGUAGACCAGUCUUUCACUUUGGUUGAACAUUUACUUGUCAUCGCAACUGACCUCACUAGGGUCAACACACCCUUCGUCUGUAAUCUAAGUGGCCGGUUUUUGGUGGUAUUAUACUUCUUUAAGGACAAAACACUUAAUGAAUACCAGAGUAGAUAUGCCCCAGUAGUAUUUAAGUCUCCGUAGGGUAUAUAGAUCACGUUGGACCUAACUAAAUCAGCAAAAUCAAAAAGAGCCUCUCUGUCAUAGAAUUAAACAAUCAAGUACAGAAUUAAAUGUUGACAAAUCAUAGAAUAAUUGAAGCCUUUUAGAGAAGUUAUUGUUGGUUUGAAGUAAACAAAAAUAUGUUCUCCAAGAGGACUUGAGGAUGUAUCUCUAACUCUGUCUCCCCAGAGUAGAGUUUAAUUUGUAUAUGUACUUGGUCAGUGUGUUUUGGACCGAUCAGGUUCUGGGGUCCACUUAAACAGUCAUUGCCGGAGCGAGAGAGGGUAUGGACAACCUUCUUCUAAAUGUAAUCUACAGUAUGUGUCAGCUCACUGAAAUAUUCAAAGGGUUCAUCAGUGUGGAUGCACUGUGUGUUACAUGUUCAACCAAAGUGAAAUGUUGUGGGGGUUUUUUUACCCUUAAUGUCGUAGAGCCUAGCUACUACAGAAGGUGUGCACAGAUGAACAAUGUUAAUGUUAACAAUAUUAAAGAUAUUGGCAAAUAUAAGCAGUAAAGUUGACUAGGUCCUCUCCAGAGACCACAUCACACCUAUCCUACUGAAACUACACUCCAAACAUCACCGACCUCCUUCAACGUCACCCCCCAACUCGUCGCAGAUUGAGUGUACGCCAUUGCUGCCCCAGCCCUCUGGAACUGUCUCCCUCCAAACAUAUGCAAUAAAGACUCACUGACCUCAUUCAAAACCCAACUCAGAACCCACCUUUGUUGAUUACUUUGUUUGUAGAGCGACUUGUGCUAUAGGCUAAGUCUUAUGCAUUAUUAUUAGUAGUAGUAGUUUUAAUCAAAUAUAAGCUUGCUUUUAAAGUGGUGCUUUAAAAUCAAACUUGUUUUGACCCAACUCUUGUAGUUUAGUGUAGAGUUACUCACACAAGCAACCUGGCAAGUGGCUACAACAGUGUACCCGUGGUACAAAUGAGAUUACAAGGGACCUAAUGUCCCACUGCAACUCUAAUGUACAUUAUUCUAUUAUUAUACUAUUCAUCUGUCUGACGUGCAACACAAGCAAACCCUCUGGCAAAAAAUGCCUUCAUGUCAUGUGCUCUGUUUGACACUUAUUUAUUAAGCUGUGGCUGCAAAGAAAGUAGUGGAUUGCUGGUUGAAAGCAGUUUAAGAGGAGAGGUGUUGUAGGUGCUAAUGUCUCCUCACUGAACAUACUGUCAUUUCUUAGCUGCUGUCACGGCUGCAUGAACAGAAACAAACCUUCCAUCUGAUGUCUCCUGUCUGAGCUCCUGUCUGAGCCACAGGGGUUUAAAAACCUAAAUGUCCUCCUGCUGCUGUGUCGGAGCUCUCAUCUAUAGAAAUGUCUGACUUGUGCAGAGAGAGGACACUUCGGAGCAGGUUUCAUGGAUUCUGAGCCGCUGAAAGAGGCCGAUGAGGACCUGGUGUCAGAGGUCAACCUAACCAACUCCACCAUGACGGAGGAGGAGAGACAAGAGAUUCAGCAAGAACUGGCUAAAUUGGAAGAGGAGAUCGGCACACUGAGGCAGGUUCUGUCGUCCAAAGAGAAGCAGCACGCCGAGCUCAAACAGCAACUGGGCCUCACUCCUUUGAGUGAGCUCCGAAACAACUUCAGCAGAGGCUGGCAUGACAUGCAGAGCUCCACAGCCUACAAGAAGACAACAGAGACACUGUCCACAGCAGGACAGAGAACCUCAGCUGCCUUCAGCACCUUCGGCAACACCAUCACCAGGAGGUUCGGAGACUUGAGGUCCAACUCUAUAGGCUACUCUGUCCGACACUCUAUGAGCAUGCCCACCAUGAGAAACUCUCAAAGCUUCAAGUCCUUUGAGGAGAAAGUUGAGAAUACAGUGUCCACUAUCAAGACAAAGGUUGGUGGCACAGGACCCGGCGGCAGCUUUGAAGAAGUCCUCUCAUCUGCAGCAAAUGCCAGCUCUCAGGACACGCCCACUAACAACUUAACAGACAGCUCUGAAAGACCAUGUUAGAGCUGCAUCCAGGACCAAAACUAGGAACUUUAUCACGGCUGGAUCACAGCACUCUUGUCAUAAAUCCACUAAAAGCUCUGACUGAAACUUUACUUUCUUUUUUUUUUAGAUGUUUUUGGCAGAAAGUCUUUUACUGUAUGUGAUAAAAGUCAUCAGAGACUGACACCAUCAUUAACUCCUUAUUAACUUGAGGGUGCAUGAAGUGACUCAGAUCAGAUUUUUGUGGAAACACACCUAUUUUCAAGGUCAGAUUUGUGUCACUUCAGUGUGUGUUCUUAGACAUGCUGAAUGUUGACAUCAUCGACCUGCACGGUAGAUCUAAACUAACUCUCACCCUCAUAUUUUCUGUGAAAGCCUCUGUUUCCAAAUUUGUGGCAUCAGUAAAAGUCUGAUUAUUAUCUUGCAUAUCUCCCACUUUGGUACCAAGUGGUCUCACAAAUAUGACAUCAUUUUCUGUUCAGUACUGGCUUUCAGAUGGAAGACCUUCAAAGUCAUUCAAAGUUCAGUGAUCAAAUCACAGACACAAAUCGAGGUCUUAUUUAUUCCAUCCUUUUGCUUUGUAAGUUUACCCUCGGUGGAAACGGUUAAACUGGAAGAUGUACAACACAUUUGACGGCCACCAUUCUGAAGUAUAUAAAGUAUAUAAAAAUGGAUUUUAACGUUACAUAUUCAGCUUCCUAGUACUUAAAAAUGUACAUAACCCAGGCUGACAUGAUCAACCCAGAACUCCUAAAUGCAUAAAUGAUUUAAGACUAAAACUUAAAACACAUUUAAUUGUAUUUUCUGCUUUAAAAAAGGCCUUAUACGGUUCUGUGCUCAUCCAUCAGUCCACAACUCAUUUACUGCUUUAUAUGACCCAAAGAAAAUUAACCUUUUUUUGCAAAAACUAGGAAACAUUUGACUUUCUUAGCUUGAAAUGAAUGGAUGAUGAAGUAGUUUAUUUCCUUUCAGUGGACUAAUCAACUGAUGAACUAAUUGUUGCUGCUCAAAAAAAUUAUUUAAUGUUUUUAUCUGACUAAUCUAUCCAUUCUGCAGGUCAAAUUCAACUAUUUAUCAUCACAAUACAUGAUUUAACUAGAUGAAUCUUUUCAAAUGUACUUGUAACACUUAAAAACAACAACUUUCAAAUGUAACACACCUAUUUACAUGCUGUAUCUUACUAAUGUAGUCUAACCUUUACGUCAUGUACAUAUUAUUACAUUUUGUUCAUGAAUCAGUGUAAUAAUGAAUUACGUAUAUUCUAAUGACUUUGUACAUAUAAUCUUCAAGACUUUGAAAUCUGAUGCUGGAUUUGGAUUAAAACAAAACAUUUGUACACACAACUGAAUUGAACUGGGAAUUAAGAGGCGUGUCAUGGAAUUAACCUGAAGAUCAACUAAGUGUUAGUGCGCCUCCUGCUGCAGAAACCCAAGAUAGUAAAUCAGAGUCAUAUUACACGUCGUAAUGGUGUCGUACCGUCUCUGCUGCGCGUACAGGCUGAAACAUAAUCCUCGACUGUAACGUGAGACUGUAAUCCAGAUUGCGCUGUCGCUCCACAAACUUCACUGUGCGGAAUUGACCUGUUGUUGAAGCUGAAAACACUGUGUGGAGUUACUUUGUACUUGAAAACCUUGUCGCCACCAAAGAUGCAAACGACACGAAACACCGGUCGAUCAUGUUUAUGCUGUGUCUUCAUUAUUAUUAUCAUGUUUUCCUUCAUGUAGUAAAGACUGAACUGUUGAAAUGA
Solea senegalensis (Senegalese sole) is the source of this 3909-nucleotide messenger RNA. It is a transcript of the gene tpd52l1, whose product is annotated as tpd52 like 1. The record is from RefSeq and is a predicted model, not a curated record. Gene Ontology annotation, cellular component: cytoplasm. The coding region runs from base 1581 to 2183 and encodes 200 amino acids. Gene Ontology annotation, biological process: positive regulation of MAP kinase activity; positive regulation of apoptotic signaling pathway. The transcript is spliced from 9 exons. NCBI's taxonomy places the organism in Eukaryota, Metazoa, Chordata, Actinopteri, Pleuronectiformes, Soleidae.